Molecule: messenger RNA, 1198 nt
Organism: Condylostylus longicornis
Lineage: Eukaryota; Metazoa; Arthropoda; Insecta; Diptera; Dolichopodidae
Gene: Cchl
Product: holocytochrome c-type synthase
Exons: 3
Coding region: 172-1005 (277 amino acids)
Biological process (GO): cytochrome c-heme linkage
Cellular component (GO): mitochondrion
Molecular function (GO): holocytochrome-c synthase activity
Source: RefSeq, a predicted model, not a curated record
UGAAAAAUUAUUGAGUUGCAGGUGGUGGGUUGAAAAUGUAAUAUUUUAUUUAAUUUUGAAAAAAACAAGUGAUUUCAAAGAAAAAAUCAGUAAUUUUUUUCUAUUAAUUCUUUUUUAAUGUUAAUAGUUAUUUAUAAAAAAAUAUAAUUUUUAAUUACAUACGAUUUCAUUAUGGGCAAUACAGUUUCAGCUGCAGAAAGUAUUGCAUCUGAGAUAGUGCAACCAAUUUACAAAGAAGAACCAGUUCUACCAAAAGGUCAUCCUCCAUUACCAAAGGGACAUCCCCACUCAAAGUUUGAUUUAAGUAAAGAACCACCGCCGGAAUGUCCAAUGCAUCAAAAAAAACCAGAAAAAUUUGUGUCCGAAUGCCCAAUAAGACAUGAUGACAAAGAAGUUAAUCCGCUUAAUAUGAUGCCGCCAGGUAAUCAAAACCCUUCCCCUGGGCAACCUUUUCGCUUACCUACUGAUAGACAAACGUCAAGUAUCCCGAAAGUUACCGAAGAUGGUUCUGUGCAAUAUUGGCAAUAUCCUAGUCAGCAAAUGUUUUGGAAUGCAAUGUUAAGAAAAGGUUGGCGUUGGAAAGACGAAGAUGUUACACAAAAAGAUAUGGCAGACAUUAUAAAAAUACAUAAUGCAAAUAAUGAGCAAGCGUGGAGGGAAGUACUUAAAUGGGAAGCAUUACAUGCUCAUGAAUGUGGAAAUCCUAAAUUAAAAAGUUUUGGUGGAAAAGCAACUGAUUUUAGUCCUCGGGCAAGAAUACGCAGCUGGCUUGGUUACGAAUUACCUUUUGAUCGCCAUGAUUGGAUUGUUGAUCGAUGUGGAAAAGAAGUCCGUUAUGUUAUUGAUUAUUAUGAUGGUGGUGAAGUAGACCACCAUUACAAGUUUGCCCUUCUCGACGUCAGGCCGGCUAUGGAUUCUUUUGAAAAUGUUUGGGAUCGCAUGUGUGUUGCUUACAUGAGAUGGAAAUAUGAAUUAAGUGAUUUAGUUUUUGGAAAGUCAGAAUAGAAAAAAAAUUACAAAAAACAAAUAAUAGUAGGUAAUGGUAAUUUAAAACCCAUUUAGCAAACUAUUUAGUUUUUUAGCAUUAAAUUAAUAUGUAUUUAUCAUAAACGAAAAUCCAGCAAAUCACCUUUACCAUUACUAUACUCAAUUAAUUUUAAUUUAUUGUUAAGUUUUAAUAAAUUCUUUUCAAAAACAA